UUCUAAUUCCUGCAUCAAAUAUUUUCGGCUGCCUCGGAAUCUCUCAGCCUCCACUCCACCGGAAAUUGGCCUAAAAUUGUUUCGCAUAAUUGGAGGUGCAGAAGAAAUAAUCUCAGGUGGUUUUUUUGUGAAAAUUGAAAUAAUUUAAUUUCUGAACAUCAUGUCUGAGCAGCUUGGAGCUGGAUUGGAUAUAGAAGAUGUUCGUGAGGUUUUUGACCUAUUCGACUUCUGGGACGGACGGGACGGAUUGAUAGGUGCGGAAAAGGUUGGCGACCUCUUGCGAUGUCUCGGUCUAAACCCAACAAAGUCGCUCGUCAAAAAAAUGGGGGGCACGGAAAAACCUGGCGAAAAGCAGUUCAGUUUCGAAGAGUUUCUGCCCAUCGUGAAGUCGAUACUGAAAGUGGACGACAUCGGCACAUUUAGGGAAUUUUCUGAGGCCUUCAAAUCCUUUGAUAGGGAAGGCAUGGGUUUUAUCACGGCUGGCGAGAUGAAUUACAUGCUCACUUCAAUGGGUGAGCGCCUUACGGACGAGGAAACAGAUGCCAUCAUGCACGACACAGACACGACCCCCGACAUCGAUGGAAACCUGAAAUAUGAGGAUUUUAUUAAGAAGGUUAUGAAGGGGCACGAGUGGAACAAAUAAACGCCAUGCGUUCGUCACUGUCGGUUAUCUCUGUCUCUGUCUAAAUUUCAUCAAAAAAGUCAUGAAGGGACAUACGUGGAAGAAGUAGAGGGUAUUCCACAGCGUUUUAGCCAGAUAAUCAACAAUCAUGCCUAGUAGUGGUGAUAGCUAACCAUGUGCCUGUAUAUUUUGACAUCAGCAUUCUAGCGACUUUUAUAAACGUACUUUUAACAUUGAUAUUUGAAACAAGCAAGACUCCAGAUGAUAUAGACAUGCAAUACGUAACACAUUGUGAACUCCUGUAUACGCUUUAUGAAUGAAUCAUCUCAACUACGAGCAUACGACCUGAUACCGGGCAAACAGUUUAAAUUGCGUGAAGAUCUCUCAAUGAAUUGACUGCGCUAUUUGUAAACACCAAAGUAUUGUGUCGAACGUGAUCAAUUAAAACAGAAAUUCCAAACAAAUGACAAUCAGUUCUUUGAUCUACCAGUUCGAAAAAGUGAUCGUACUAUACGGUUGAUAAAAAAGGCCUAUAACGUAAAAAUAAGUCAUAAAUGUACAUUUUCAAAAGCAAUUAGUUUUAAAAUAGAUCAUUUACUGCCAGCUUAUCUUCGGAUGCAUGGUUAAGUGUUUUAACCUAAAGGGCACUGAAAUAAUGUAUUAAACAUUUAUAAAAUUGAAUUAUACUUUCGGUAUGCAAUCUAUUCUUUGUAAAAUAUACCAAAAAUGUAGGAUUUGUAAUUUGUAAUUGUACACAGGUAACAAUUGAGUCAUAUAUAGUUUUAUUUCAAAAACACUGAAUUCUCAUUAAUGCAUGUUUUAAAUCGGUAGUGAAUCGAUGUUUAAAACUACAAUGUUAGAAUCAGGUUUAUGGAUAUACUCCAUUUGUUCUGAACGUUUAGAUCCCCAUAUCUAACCUCCGUAGUUUUCUUUUCCCAAUUAGCCCGUAAUGUUAAUGAAUUUACUUGCCCAUACGUACUAAAAUCCCAUUUAAAUUUGGUGAAAUCUCCUUAAACCUACUUUAACCAAACCGAAACUUCAACACCCUUCCGGUAAUAAAAUUGCUGUUCAGAUUGUUGUUGUAUAAAUUAUGAUUAAACAUUCCAAAACAUUCUUAGUACUGGCAGCGAAAUUAACCAUGCAUGCACAACCGCUCUAUUAUCAUGUUUACCAUAUCGUGUGUGUGGAGUCCACUUAUAAUCGACAAUUUCCCGAUUUGGUUUGUUUAGAAUUACCUUUUACCAUAAUCAGUAGUCUUUACAUAUCCCACUUGUGGAAUGUUCAAAACCUGUAGUCUAUGUUACCGAUUUCAUGUUUAAUAUGGCACUGUAAGCAAGCAUUUAUCAUUAUGAUACGGUGACGUUUGUUAUAAUUUAAAAAAAAAAACGACAAAAAAAAUGUUAAGUGUACUUCAAAACCGAAUUUUUAUGCUGGUAGUAUUGGUCUUCGCUCUUGGAAACAUGUUUUUAAGACACGCUUUUGAAAUACAUCAAAUAAAUGCGCAUGAAACAGCGUAUUAAAUUUAAUUUAAUUGGACAUUGCAUUCAUCUAAAUUGUUGGUUCAUUUUCUGUUUUACAAGUUGCGUUCAUUGGUUUCUUCUCAAUAUUUGUCGGUAUAAAGAUUUUUUUUUAACGUUUUGGCAUUUAAUUUACCUUCAUUAUGCCUGUUCAAGUUUCUUACUGCGUAUGUUUUCUGCAUUGUUCACAUAUUCAUAGAGUCAUUAAAGUAGUGGUAUCAUCUGCGCUCUGUUACGUUAGACGCUAUACAUAUAUUUAGAUCUAUUUAUGAAAUCAUAUAUUAUAUAAUGCUAUUAAAUUAUCGAAUUGCA
Messenger RNA from Mya arenaria, 2451 nucleotides. Its product is annotated as myosin, essential light chain, adductor muscle-like. Gene Ontology annotation, molecular function: calcium ion binding. Bases 161 to 643 code for a protein of 160 amino acids. Lineage: Eukaryota; Metazoa; Mollusca; Bivalvia; Myida; Myidae. Gene Ontology annotation, cellular component: muscle myosin complex. The record is from RefSeq and is a predicted model, not a curated record. The transcript has 6 exons.